AUGCUCGGGAAAACUUUAGAAGAAAAAUCCAUAUCAAGGCUUGCUGAAGAAAGUGAAAAAUUUUCUUUAAGCGACGACGAAGAAGCCAAACUUUCUCAUUUGAACCCGAAACCAGAAAUAAAUGUUUCUCCUUGGAAUUUCGAAAUCACUCAUUAUGGGAAUCACUUGACUAUUCCUCAUGAACCUAUCGGAGAAAAACCUAAAACAACCAUAGUUAGAAUACGCCAGCAUACCUCUUUCAAAUCGACUGAUUUAACAAGUGACCACACAAUGACCAUAAAAAGACAAAAUAAAACUCCUGAGCAGAGGAGGUCAAGCUGCUACUACACCCAUGACGAUUUUAAAACAGAAGAAAAUAAGGCACUUAAUCGGAAUCAUCAUUUUUAUUAUAGAUAUUUAUAAAGGGCUAAUGGAAUCAAGCUCUAAAGAGUGUAAAUUUAAUAAAUUUAGCUAAAUAACAAAUAUCUUGCAGCAAUUUUUGUACACUUAAUCUGCAUCCAAUUCAUAUAAACUCUGUAAGAAGGAUUAAAGAGCCUAUUUUGGUGCCUCGAAGAGAAGAAUUGCUAUUGGCCCAUCGUAUAGAAGAGCAAAUGUUAUUUCCCCACAAAGAAACGAUUGUGGUUAAACCGAGGUCUUAUACUGUAGAAAUCCCAGAUAAGCCUGAUUUCGAAAAUGAAGACCAGUUUAUUGAAAAUAAAGAAAAGGUAGCUUUUAUCAUAUGAAUAUUCAUACAAUUUAAAAGCCUUAAACUAAAGGAUAUAUUCAUUGCUAAUAGCAUAAGAAAUAUUUAGAUUGACAAAAUAACUCACUUCAGGAAAAUCAGUGCUAGCUUGCCAUCAAGUAGAGGGAGGAUAGAGAAAAACAAACCAACGAUAAAAGUCAAUAGUGUCAUCCCAAAUAAUCUCCCGAAAAUCAAAACUUCUAACAAAAGCGAAAAUUUGACUCCCUUAAAAGAUUUAGAAAAGCUCAGCAAAAGAUCACAACUUAUUGAGCUGCUAAAAAAUUUAGCCCCAAAGCUUUUGAUCCCUCCUGCACAAAAUUCAGCAAGGUCUAAGUCUUCUGGAAGAAGACUUGAAAAUACAUCACAAAAUCCAAAAGAUAGGUCUAGCUCAGGGCAGUUACAUCUCAACAAGCUUGAAAUCUGUCCUUGGAAAGAUAGUAUAUACCAAAUCUCUAUAAAAUAUCCCUUAUUUCUGCUUAAAUUCCUUCACUAUCCAUUCACGAAUUCCCUCAUAAUUUCAUAA
Messenger RNA from Blepharisma stoltei, 1244 nucleotides. The record is from the annotation of a GenBank genome assembly. NCBI's taxonomy places the organism in Eukaryota, Ciliophora, Heterotrichea, Heterotrichida, Blepharismidae.